AAAAAAUCAGAUCCCGCUCUACACAUCCGAGUUGAUCCGCAGUCGUUGUAUUUUAGGAUUUAGGCAAAUACAGUAGUAAAAAUCAAAAGUCAUGGAGGCCAUGGACACUGAACAAGGUGCUGGGGACGUAGUUGAAAACACUUCUGCCGAAAAAAUAGAUGACCUGUUGUACACUACAAAUGACUAUGGGCUUGACGUUCUUGAAAGGGUCACAGAACUUGAGAAGAAGGUUAAAGAGCAAGGUGAUGAGUUGAUGUGCAUGAGAACUGCCAUGGCCGAUGUCGUCCGUCGCCUAGGUGAGGUGGAAAGCAAAAAGGAGACGAGGAAAAACACACCAAGAGGUGGUUCUGCACCAAUGCGAGCAGUGAAGGAUUCUUCAGGUAUGCUAAAUCAGACAUUACCGUCCAAACCAUCCGUUCCGAAUGGUACGUCCCGUGCCAGCCAUAGACGACCACCGACCCCUGAUUCAAAACGUCGAUCCUUUGGUGGUGGUUACAGCUCUUCCAGCAGCGACAAACUAAAGAGGUGGAGCUCUGCCGACAGUGGAAGCUUCCCUGCAGGUUCGGCUAAGAAGAGUUCUUCGUUGACAAAUCUAACCGGACGUCGUUCGUCCGCAUCAGGACCUAACAAAGAUGCUGAAUUUAAUGCUGAUGAAGGUCUGGUUCGUAUAUACAUGCGGGGACGUCCUAUUACCGUCUACGUUCCGUCAGACAUAGAGAAUUUCGACAUCUCAUCUAAAGUAGCUGCCCCAGCUGAAAAGUUGAAGAUAGAAUGGAUGUAUGGUUACCGUGGGAGAGACUGUCGAAGCAAUCUCCAUCUAUUACCAACUGGCGAGAUUGUUUACUUUAUGGCAGCGACCGUUGUGCUGUUUAACGUUGAAGAAGGCCUACAGAGACAUUAUAUGGGUCACAAUGAUGACGUUAGAUGUAUUGCUGUCCACCCUGACAAGGUCACCAUAGCUACUGGACAAGUUGCUGGACAUGACAAGACAGAAGGAAAGCGUCGGAAAGUUAGGCCAGGUGCGGAGCCUCAUGUUCGUGUGUGGGACUCGGUGACUCUCAACACUCUCCAUGUGAUUGGUCUAGGCACUUUCGACCGUGCUGUCUGCUGUGUUGGAUUUUCUAAAUUUGACGGAGGUAACACAUUGGUUGCGGUCGACGAGGCCAACGACCACUGCAUGUCUGUUUGGGACUGGAGCCGCGAGAAGAAACUAUGCGAGAGCAAGACUAUCCAGGAACCAGUCCUUGCUGCCGAGUUUCAUCCACUCAGCUCGAACCAAAUCAUCACAUGCGGAAAGAGCCACAUCUAUUUUUGGACCAUGGAUGAUGGCAAACUAACCAAAAAGUCUGGUAUCUUUGAGAAACAUGACAAGCCAAAGUAUGUCCUAUGUAUCGCAUUUGCUGACAAUGGGGAUGUAAUCUCUGGCGAUUCAAAUGGUAACAUCUACAUCUGGGGAAAGGGGAAUAGUCGUAUUCAGUAUGCCGUGACUGGUUGUCACGAGGGUCCCAUCUUCUCCUUGUGUACCCUGAAAGAUGGAAGCGUCCUUUCGGGUGGAGGAAAGGAUCGUAAAAUCAAGCAAUGGGACCGAAACUACAGCAGUACAAGUGAGACAGUGAUCCCAGAAGCCACUGGUCCUGUUCGUGUUCUAUGCCAAGGAAAAGGUGAAGAUAUUUAUGUGGGAACAACUCGCAACGCAAUUCUGCAUGGAGAUAUUGGUGGAGAUUUUGUUCCAAUUGUGCAGGCACAUACUGACGAGCUAUGGGGACUAGCAGUGCACCCCACUCAGGCCCUGUUCCUCACCUGUGGACAUGACAAGUCAAUUAUCAUGUGGGAUAGUGAAACUCAUCGACCUUUAUGGACCAAGACAAUUGAUGAUUCUUGCCAAUCAGCACACUUCCAUCCAUCUGGAGAGGUCUUUGCCAUCGGAACCACUACUGGUCGCUGGAUUGCCUUGGAUACCCAGUCCAGAGAUCUUGUGACUGUCCACACUGACGGCAAUGAACAGCAUGACAUUGUCCGAUACUCUCCAGAUGGAAACUAUAUUGCAAUUGGUUCCCAUGACAAUUACAUUUACGUUUAUGCUGUCAGUGAGAAUGGCCGUAAGUAUAGCAAGGUUGGCAAGUGUAGCGGUCACUCCAGUUACGUCACCCAUUUAGAUUGGUCAGCCGACUCAACAAGUCUGCAGAGCAACUCUGGAGAUUAUGAGAUCCUUUUCUGGACAGCAGCCACCUGUAAGCAAAUCACAUCCUCAUCCUCUAUGAAGGACACAGAGUGGGCAACUUACACCUGUACACUUGGAUUCCCUGUCACAGGAAUUUGGCCAGAAGGAUCUGAUGGCACAGAUAUCAAUUCCGUCGCCCGGAAUAAUAAUAGCACCAUCUUAGCAACCGGAGAUGAUUUCGGAAAGGUCAAUUUGUUCAAAUACCCCUCAAGUCGUCCGAAGUCUUCAUGUAAUUCGUUCUCUGGGCAUAGUUCUCACGUCACUGCGGUCCAAUUCUUCAACGAUAAUUCUAAACUGAUUUCCACAGGGGGAAAGGAUAUGUCAUGUAUUCAAUGGAAAGUUGAGCCCUUCUAAGCUUCUGACAACAGUCUCCCCAGUUGGAAUUCAGCAUUGACACAAUGCACAAGAAUACAGAAGUGACUAGGAACCCAUACCUAGAGGGCGCUAUUUUAUAAGAUUUCAGAAUGCUUGCUUGCUACAUCAUGUUCAGCUUUCAAAGUGUUCAUGGUCAUUUCUGACUGCCGUACACUAUUGUAAACGCCUUAAUUUUUACAAAAUUUAAACGCUCACAAUUUCUUCUAUCAUAAUUUUUCCAACCAUUAAUUUUAAAAGUCGGAGAACCUUAGAUAAAUAAAAUUAUGUAAUUAAAGCUGAUAAUUAAAAGAUAUUUUUAUUUUUAGUAAGCAACUUUAGCUUAUACCCGUAUGCCCCAAAAUUUUACGAAUUUAUAAUUUUAUAUACCCGUAAAGUUUAAGAAUUGUAAAAAUUAAGGAGUUAACAGCUAGUUACAUUUACAUGUUGUGUGGUUGGAUAAAAUUUUCUGGAUUUUGUGUUGAUAUUUUUUUUGUCUGAUAUUUGUUUUUCAAUCUUUGGAUUUCUUAUAUAGACUAUGGUGAUGAAUUCAAUACUUUGCCGGUAUUUGAAUUUUUUAAAUUUGAAUCUACUGAGAAAUAGAAGACUGUAAUCUUAAAAUGCUUCCAAAGAUAAAACAAAAUAUGAUCAAAAUAUACAAAGGUGCAUUCUGCAAAAUAAUGCUAAAUAAAACCAAAAAAAACAGGAAAGUUUAACAAGUGUAUUGUCACAAUAAAAUAAACUAUACAAUAAAUUUUUUAUUUCAAGUUGAUUAAGAAAUAAGAACUGAGCAUCGAACAAACUUUGACUUGAUCAAAUAAAUGUAGCCACAAACAAAUUGAGCUUUAAAUCAGCUGAAUUUUAAGUGAAAUUGGUUAACUAAAUAUUAUUAUUAAGUGCUUGGGUUGAAUACAGUGUAGAGAAAUAUAUUAUCAAUUUGCCAGCUUUAUCUUGUCGUCUGUCCAGUGAUAGUUAGCUUUUGGGUAAACCUAUUCUAGAAAAAAAAUCUGAACAUUUUUUGUUUAUAUUUUCAAAAAUUUACAGGGUAUAUUUCUUAGCCAAGUUGGUUUAGACGCUCAAUAAUAUAUGAUUUUGCUAGUAGUAAAUAGCAUUUAAAUUGUUCACUAAUUUAAUUGUGUUCCAAAUUGUCACCAAUAUCUGUGAUUAUUUUACUAUUUAUAAUAGCUAAUUUUGAUAUUCUAAUAAAUAAAUUUCAUAAUGGCCAGCUAUGAUUAUAACCAAUGAAAUAUAAUCAAAAAGAGAUUAUAUAUUAAUAUGAUGUAAUAGUGUAUUGCUGGUAUCUGAUUGGUGUAACAAGUCAUGUGACCUGUUAACCUGAACUUCCCCUGUAUGUUUGUGUAUGUUUGCAUCUCCACUACACUAUUUAUAAUUUUUACAUUGGCCUCUAUGUUUUCUUAUGUUAUAUUUAGUGUGAAGUACAUUUUCUAUUUUGUAGGUGGAUACAUUUUAAAUUUGAAUUAUUUAUGGUUAAUAACAAACAGCUCUAUGCUUGUAUGAUAACCAAAUAAGGUAAAUGACCCAUAACAGUAAAAAACGAUAUCAAAAAGAAAAAGAUUAUUGCAAAAAAUUAAUGAAAUAUGCUGAUUAAAUUCAUCAGACCUAAGUGACUCAACUAGUAAGCAAUCUUUCAAAGAAAAAGAGUCACAUAGGCUUACAAGGGUACUACUUUAAAUAGUUAUAUGCAUGUUGAUAGUUAGUGUUAUAGAUUUUCUACAAGACAAGAACAAACAGUCUUUUCUCAAUAACUAUUUUCUAGAUAUAUAUUUCAGGAUAUGUGAUGAAACUUAUUUGAUAAACUAAUAUUAGUAGACUUUUCUUAUUGAAUUUUUUCAAUACACUGAAUGCUGGAAUUACUGGCAUGAUAACACAAGAUAGAAUUUGUCUAUUCCGUAUAUUAUAGAAUUAAAAUUGCAGCAAACUGUA
Messenger RNA from Anneissia japonica, 4516 nucleotides. Its product is annotated as 77 kDa echinoderm microtubule-associated protein-like. Lineage: Eukaryota; Metazoa; Echinodermata; Crinoidea; Comatulida; Comatulidae. The coding region runs from base 92 to 2575 and encodes 827 amino acids. Gene Ontology annotation, cellular component: mitotic spindle. Gene Ontology annotation, biological process: microtubule cytoskeleton organization. The transcript is spliced from 21 exons. The record is from RefSeq and is a predicted model, not a curated record. Gene Ontology annotation, molecular function: microtubule binding.